AUGUCUAGCUCAGAAACCAUUGAACAAUAUUUUACUCGUGUUACAGACCUUGUCAAUAAGAUGAGAGUCUAUGGAGAAGAUAUGCCCGAUAGCAAAGUGGUGGAAAAAAUUCUUCGCACCAUGCCGAUGAAGUAUGACCAUGUCGUGACUACGAUACUAGAGUCACAUGAUAUAGAUACCAUGACGAUUGCAGAGUUGCAAGGAACCAUGAAAAGUCACAUCAGUAGAAUACUGGAGAAGUCAGAAAAAUCAACCGAAGAAGCCCUGAAAAGUCGAGUGAAUUUUAACAAUGUUACAGAAUCAAGCCGUACACAAGAAGAACGAGAAAAUCAGCAUCAAAAUACUAAUGAUAAUCCGGGUACUCUGACUUUAUUUUUUACAAGUAAUUCAUGUGCUGAAGGUGAAAAUAUAUGGUACUUGGAUAAUGCUUGCAGUAAUCAUAUGUCUGGUAGAAAGGAGUUAUUUUCUUCACUAGAUGAUUCAGUUAAACUAUUAUUGAAGUUUGGCAAUAGUACAAAGAUCCAUAUUGAAGGAAAAUGGCACAUACCAAUUAGAUUGAAAGAUGGUUCUCUGAGUUAUAUUUAUGAUGUUUUCUAUGCUCCCGAACUUGAUUACAAUUUACUGAGUAUGGGACAAUUAUCUUGA
Messenger RNA from Arachis ipaensis, 645 nucleotides. RefSeq lists its product as uncharacterized. Lineage: Eukaryota; Viridiplantae; Streptophyta; Magnoliopsida; Fabales; Fabaceae. The record is from RefSeq and is a predicted model, not a curated record.